This is a messenger RNA of Diorhabda sublineata, 9358 nucleotides long. RefSeq lists its product as uncharacterized. NCBI's taxonomy places the organism in Eukaryota, Metazoa, Arthropoda, Insecta, Coleoptera, Chrysomelidae. The transcript has 2 exons. Bases 208 to 1524 code for a protein of 438 amino acids. The record is from RefSeq and is a predicted model, not a curated record.
AGUGUUAUUGCGAGUUUCGGCCGUAACACAACUCCCUGGAAGUUUCGUGCUUAACUUGUUCACCUGUUACUAUUCGCGUUUCAAAAAUAAUUAUGUCUAUGAGUAAAAUAUUCUCCUCAGAUUAAUUAUAUGAACACUGUGAAGUUGGCUGAGGUGUUUUUGUGAUGUUUUUAAAUACCAAGGACUAAAAAAAGGAUCAUUUGAAGAAUGCGAAGAUCUUCGAUCCUUCGAACGCAAACCUCAGAGCCCCUGAUCGUCGUAGAAGAUGAUGAAUACGAAGAAGAGAAAAAAGAAGAUUCCAGACAAAAUUCGGAAGACGAAUAUUCUUUAAAUCCUUAUCUUUUAUCGCCGUACGCGAGAGAAAUAAGAAAACAUUCGUUACCAACACCGCAAUGUUCUGGGAUCACAGCCAGUCAAGUACGUAGAUUGUCAGAGAGGGGAGAAACCGUAGGUCCAGGACCAAAUCAAGUGGAAUUUUUAGCUACUUUAUCGACGGCACCACAACCUAGUCCUGGUGGUAGGAGACAUUCGGUUGUUACCAUUUCGAGAGUACCUACUACGUUGUUCGGAAGAAAUAGACGUGAAUCUGUAGCAGCUUUUCCGAGUCAAGCGUUUGCCGGAAGAGUUUUACCGAAUAGAAGAGAAUCUAUAGCAUGUCCGCCUUCAACAGAACCAAGAGGAAGUAUACAUAACCUCCAAUUGGAUAUAAUGGACGAUAUAGUACAAGCUCGUAAAGUAAGAAUGAAGAUGUGGGGUACUAGUAACGAAAAAGUCUGCGAAGUACAACCUCUUGACGAUUCCGGUAACGUUCAACGAUAUACUAAUUCUGGAAGGCGAUUUUCAGAUUUUGUCGGCACUACUCUCACUACUAUACCUAGUUUGAACAAGCGCAGAGCAUCUGAGCUUCCUCCGAGUCCUAUAGCUGAGACCUCUUUCAAACAAAGUAAGAAUACUGGCAUUGUAUGUUCUAAUAAUGAUUUGAUAAAUAUUUUGUCUUCUCUUUCCACUUCUGCCACUGAAAUCAACCAGGAGAAGCCGCCAGAGAGGACGAAUGUUGCUCAACAGAAGAGGAGUCAAUUGAGAUCGUCUAGAUCGAAUAGUUUCGAUAUUUCUAUACUCAACGAUGAUCCAAUAAGCAAAACAGCCCCAUCCAACUGGUUCGUGAAAAGGCACCAGCCUAUUACAAAGACUGAUGAUAAGCCUGCAAGUAUUAAAGAAAAGAAGGAGAAGAAGACUGUUAUCGAAAAAGAGCCAAACAAAUUAAUGUGGGACGAACGUAGUGGAUCUCUUGUUGACCCACAGGCACUCGGUAGCGCUAUUGAGGUAUUUUUACGAAAGGCUUCCCCUUCGGAUCCUCCAGGAACAUCCACUAACAUGUCUCCGACUAAAACUGUCGGGGAAAAAAAUAGCGGGAUGAUGAAGACUGCAAAAAGUUGGUUUAAUAAAGGAGAUGAAGAAUCAUCGUCAACUGAAGCUUGCGAUUCUUCCAUCUGCUCAACCUUAAAAGAUUUGUUUGUUAAAUAAACUCAAAAUAGUAAGUUUUAGACCAUAUAAACAUUAGAUGAGGAAUUAAUGUCUGUCUAACAAAGUUUAAAUUAAUUAGCUACUUUUCAUAUAAAAACAAACUCCGAUUGUGGAACGAUCUGAAUUAUUACAUCGUUCAGUUUGCUUCGAUUUGUAUGUUUCGCGGCCCAAUUUUGAAGUAUUACUCAAAAACAUUAAAUCCUCUUCAAAUUUGAAACACUUGAGAUUAGAUAAUAGAUUGUCGUUUGAGAAAAAAUGUUGUCACGUGACGAUCUUUUCCAACUAUUUCACUUUAUAGUUGAGAAACACACAUAACUUUUUCUACAGUCGCACUUUUAUCAACUAAAACAGUUAUUUCUAUUAAUAUAGGUUCUUACAAAAAGUGAAACCCGUAAAUCUUCACGGGUGAUUUCCAUUUUGGAACACACUUGAUUUAUUUAGACAUUUACUUCACUAUCAACAACUUAUCAAGUAAAUUUCUACAUUGCCACUAGCUUCGGAAUAACAAGCGUCAUAAAUUGAUGUCACAAAUCAUUAACGCCACCUAUUGUUCAAUUGUGCAAACUUGAAAAACAAUCCUCGCAAUUGGAAUAAAUUAUUUCAAUUGAAUUCAUAUACUCUUACAGGUUUAUUAAGAACUUUAGUAUUUAGAUCAGGUAGUUGGCAUUACAGAACCAAAAUGGACGACUUCCGGUGCUACAGGAACGUGUAUAAUGCUGUCAAAAAAAAUUUUUUCUUCGUAAUCGCCGGGUACAUAUAAAACACUUUAUAGAUGGAAUUUAAACAAUGAAACUGGUUCACAAAUGAUUCCAAGAGAUUGAAAAAUAAACGCGAGGUUGGUGGUUAAAUAUAUCGUAAUACGUCGUCGUCGUUAUUAAGUUAAAUGAGCGGGAAACCGUCUUUACAAGCGCGGUUGUUCAUUAUCUUACUUUCCACCGACUGCUCUAGCUGAGCUAUGGCUACUCGAAGAAAACUCGUGACAGUGUCGUGCUUAGUGGCAAGUAGGUUGAAGUAAGCAAUAAUCGUUAUUGGAGAUUAAAUAUUGACUCAAACCUACAUAAAUCAAUUAAACAAAAGGUGGAGGAGGUAUCCCUUCCAACGAUAAAAUGCAACCAUCCAUAAAUGCAAUAACAAUAAAAACACAAACUAAACAUGACAGACAUGUAACCACUUGUACUCGGAGUCACGUGCCACCUACCCCUACUUUCUCCGCUACCCUUGUUUAGCGGCGUUCUCCCCUUUCCUUCCACUACAUGAUGAGAUGGUGCGCUGACCUCGAUGCAGAGUAAGCGACAUACGUUGAUCAUUCAGCACGAAGGAUAACAAGUGACAUACACGUCGUAACAAGUGACUGACGUGACAUAUAUGUCAACUGUGACAUGCUAUCUAGGUCUCUCUCUUCACCCUGUCAACAUAGAUCAAAGGCAUUGAACAAUAUUGACAGCACUAGUCAUAAAUACCCAUGCGAUGUACUCUCAUGAUGUUAGAAGUUGUAUACGACUCACUCAAUGCAGUAAUAUGUUGUCUUUUGGCCAGUAAACUCAAAAAAGCACAAUUUUUAAAAAUGUUGACAGUAACUGUCAUUUCUCGGAUUGGGAACGCCCCCGAAGUCGUCCAUCUUGGUUCUGUAAUGCCAAUUACCUAAUCUUAAAGUACCCACUGAUGAUAACCGUGAUUGUCGAAGGAAAUUGCCUGAAAAUCAAGUUGACAGCUCUAGAAAAAAAUUAUAUCAUGCGAUUUUGAUCUAAUUUUGUGAUUUUCUGAAAUAGCAUAAAAUUCUGACCAAACCCUGUAGUUUUCGCGACGAUACGAUUUUUUUCCACGUUGGCAUGGUUUUUUAGCUAAAAUUCUUGGAAUCAUUUGAUUCGCCGACACUCUAGGCAGAGACAUUCCCGAGUUAUCAGCAAGAUUUUUUUAAUUCGCUUUUCAAAAAGAUCCUUUCUUGCUUUAGAGAGUAAAUCAACAAUUCUCGACAUUUGUUAUUGUUAUAAUUAGUAGUCAUUUUACAGGCGUCUAUAGAAAAAAUUCAAUAUUAUAUAUUGUUAUUCUAUAUAUUCAUUACAAUUAGGAUUUAAUUCCUAUUGUACCACAUUGAACCGGUUUAGUCCGCUAUUUGAACAUCAUACAAACACAAACGAAAUAAAAAAUUUCAUAAUUUAGUUGACGUAUACCCAUUUCCUAAUUUAGUUACGUCACUUACUUAAUAUUCAGUGUUGCAUACGGUGUAGGUAUUGAAAGCCAUGCUUUUAAAUGAUUCAUCAAAAUAAUAAAUGUUUUAUAAUAGGCAUGUCUCAUCUAAUGUAACAUGAUAUAACUAAAUAAUGAUUUAUCCUUUAAGGUUAGUGGAAAAGUAUAAUUUUCAACUUUGAUAUAGUUUUGUAUUAACCAGUAGCAAAUUCGACAGAAAUUUUUUCUUAUUUCUUAGACAUACAAGGUUUGGCUAUUAAAUAACGAGACUGCUGAUAUAAAAUAAUCAAUUUUGAUAUUAUUUAUAAUUAUUUAUAUACAAUUCUAUCCCUACAUAGCCUUAGUUUUCGAAACAGAGCAGAAAAUCUUUUUCGGUCUGUUCCUCUAGGACACGCGCUGCCUUUUCUUUCACGGCUUCAUUAGACUUGAACUAGCUCCUUUCAAUGAAUAUUUGACCUUGGGAAAUAGGUAGAAGUUGCACGGUACAAGAUCUGGGGAAUAAGGUGGGUGGUCUAGCACUGAGAUGUUGUACUUGGCUAGAAAGCUCUUAACAGACAGACUUUUUCGAUAUUUUCCUCCGUUUUUGACGUGGAAAGGUGACCCGAAUCAUCUUCCCGGCCAUCUUAAAACCGCUGAAACCACUCAAAAAUACGUGGAAGCGACAAACAUUCAUUUUUUCAAUAAAUUUCAGUUCGCAGUUCCAAACCUUAUGCGCAUGCGUACUUUUUUGUAGCAGCGCUAGAUUCGUUACUCAAUAGCCACACCUCGUAUAAUUAUUAUGUAAAGUAGGUAACUAAAUUUUUGCAGUCGGGUUUGGAAUAAAAUUUUGUAUGAGGAUAGUUCUAUUUUCAAAUUUGGAAAUAGUUUCGAAAAGCUGUACCUUCCCCCCAUUUUUACGAAAUUUUUGACAAUGCUUGUGUUUGAAUCCUUCCGAAAUAUCUAAGGUAAUAACAUCCAAAAAAAUAAAUUUACGUGACAAAUGUAUACGACCUUUCUUGUAAAGCUUUUCAAGAACUUUAUUUUUGUUACAAAGCUUUUUUUCUCUAAAGUCAAUAUUUUAAAAGAUGUGUAAAAAUUUUGCUAUAGACUGCAUCCUUUUAGAAAUUAUCGUCUCUUAUCAAUAACAAGCUUUGGCAAAAAUUCCAGCAACCUCAAGAGAUUCAUGUUUUCGGAACUACACCCAAAAAUAUCAUUCAAAUAUAUUAACUAUAAAAUUAGCUGAGAAUACGGUGUAUUAGUAUAAAGAUCGUUAAUUUAUCUAUUAUUAUCAAUAAAGUUUGGACACAGUAGUAAUUCUGGUGUAGAAAUACCAUAAAAAGUAGGAAAAUAAUUUUUUAAUAUUUCUUAGACUUGUAGUGACAUCUCUACUAGUCUUUGGAAUCAAUUCUUAAAACGCUGAAAGAUUGUUCUCCUUUUUUAUUUGCAGUGCCAUCUACAGCGAAUUUUGGAAACAAUUGACAGAAAAUAAAUUCGCUUUAAAACUUUAAAAUAACAGCACAAUGUUUAAAAAUUUAUUUAUGAAACCGUCUGUACUAUCUUUAAAACUAUUUGUGAUCCAGCUCUUGCUAUUAUACAUAAAAACAUGAAUAAAUAGUUGAAAAUGGACACUUUUUGACUGGUAGUGUCAUCUUCAAUCGAUUUUAGAAAGUAUUCCAAUUAUUUCAAACUUAAAUUCUUAAUGAUAUUUAUAUAACAAAAGGGAUGUGCAUAUACUUAUAUUUUCAUAGGAAACUGAACGCUUUGAUGAUGCUUUGUUAUUGAAUUCUUUCAUUCUUGUUUAUUAAGGGUUCAAUUGUUAAAACACCAUAUUCUGUUGACUAGUAAUCGUAAAUAGUCGUUGUAGUUGAGAAGAAAAUGUUUACAAUAUAAAUGUGUCUUAUCUCUAAUUUGGAGUACAAUCAGUAUUUUAAUAGGUGUUACUUUUUAGGAAAUAGUAGAAAAAGUUUUAUGGGAAAAAGAAUACAUUUUGUCAUAUAUGAUGGAUUUGUAGCAGUAAAAUAUAUUGCAGUGUUGCCAGAUGAGUACAGUUGAGCUGUAUAAAUGUAAAUUAGUUUUAUUACUUUAGAUGUUCUGAAGACUUUAAUUAAUAUCAUACUAAAACUUAUAAGAAAAAAGUUGAAAAUUAAAAAUUAAUAAAAAGUGAAAUCUCGAUACUGAUAUAGGUAGAAAUUGAUCAAAAUAAUUUUAACGUCAAUGAGAAUACUUGUUAUAAAAAACAAAUAACAUUUAAUAUCAAAUUAACACCUCAGAUAACAUAUUUUUAGAUGGCUCACGACAAUAUUAUUUAUUCUGGCCAAAUUUACGCCAUCUAGGGGUUUGAAGGAGCAUAUUCAUAUUUUCUUUUUUUCUCAAAAAAUGUGGAAAACUCGAAUAUCUUGAAACUGUGAAAAUGAUAAAUAUUACUUAAGAAAUUUUUAUUGUUAUAAUAAUAAAUAUUUUUAACAUUGAUAUGAUAAAUUAAUUUUAAAAAUUUCUUGAAUAGAACAUGUUACUAAAACUGCGAAAAUAAAACUAAAGUACAUAAAUAGUUACCUCUAUUUAUCAUCUAUUUUGUAAAUCAAAUCUUUGUACGGAUGUCUAUGACAGACCCAUCUAGGGUCAUAAACUGAAAAUAAAAAAUUAACCUAACAUAAAUCUUCUUUAAAAUAGGUGAUGGUAACAAAAUUUUUCAUUCAUUUAUAAAUAUAAGGCCAUUCUUAACAAUGAACAAAUCAUAUGAUUACGGCAGUUCAAAUUUGUCUUUGAGAAUAAUGUUAAUUAUCAAUAUACAGGGUAACUACUUUAAUUUUAUAAUGAGGAACUAGAGUAAAUUGUACUUAUAGUAUUAGAAGAAAAAUGAUUUUUUUAAUAGCUUGUUUUAAUCAACGUUUCAUUUAAUGAUGAUAGUUUUAUGAACUUGACAGAUAUAAAAAAAGGUUAGUUUCUUUUUCUGUUUUAUCGGCAACUAUUAAAUAUAUAUUGUUGAUAUAUGAUAAAACAUUUUGUAAAAUAUCCACGAAGAAACAUUAAAGCAUUAAUAUUAAAAUAAGAUAAAUAAAUAAAUAAAAUGAUAAUAAUACUGGAACAUACUAUUUACUUCGACCUCCACAACUACACUGACAGAUCCAAACAUCCAAACAGUGUAGACUGUAGCCACAGUGUCGAUGUAACAUAGGAUUCCUCAGUGUAUCAACAUGUCAAUGGAAAAUACAAAUGAACUAUUUGUGUUCGUUCUUAAAAAAAAAAUAAUUUUAGCAUUACGUUACAAGAAAUAUAAUGCCUGGUACUCAUUUUCAAUUACUAUCAAUUUGACUAUUGCUGCUGUAAAAAUUCACUCACUGUAAGAUUUUGUGAUCACACCUUGUGUAAGUAACAUGUGAUGUAAUGUUAUCAGUUAUUUUAUUUAAUAUUAUUUCUCAAUAGAUUUUCUAUCUCGAUUACACUGUAAUUGUAAGUAUAUUUCAAUAUGGGUUGCUAGUUUUCUGUUUUGGGAGCGUUAUAAAACAGGCCUUUGAUAUUCUGUAUCUGUAGAUACUUUGUAUAUACUAUCAUUUCGUCUUCUAUUAUUAUUAAAACAUUGAAAGGGUUAUUAGACAAAAAUUAACAUAAAAAAUUGGUUAAAUAAAUUGAAUAUAUUAGAGCCUCGUUUAGAAAUUUUUCGUUCAAUUUCUCUAUUACCUGAUUUACAAAGUACAUAUCAACCACAAUAAGCCACGAUUAGUUUAGACUUUUUCUUCAUAUAUUGAAUAGAGAAUAAAAACACAAAUAUCACUCAGAGUUCGUGAUUAUUCCAAAGAAUUUUCGGGAUUCGGGUAUUUUAAUUGAUGUAUUUUAUAGCUCAACAAAGACUGUGUACUUAAAGUAGUUUCAUUUCAAUUGAAUCUGUCAAUAUUUACAAAACCUUGAUGAUAAUUAAUCAAUUAACCUAAUUUGUUGAAUAAUUAGAAAAAAAUUUCAAUUAAUCAGCAAUACACAUGCAUUAAAGUGACAGGUAAAGCUUCAAAAAUAAGCUUGUAUUCCGAAAUUUACACCAGUAUCCCUGCAAUGAUGUCAUAAAUUGAUGACUUAUUUCAAAAUCUAUGGAACAGUUUCAAAGACUGAGGUAAAUUUCACAGUCAAAAGCGACAAAGAGAAUUCAUUCAAUGUAGAUUUCAUUUACUAAAAACAUUGAAAAAAAAGUUUUGACGAAUAAAAUGCAAAUGCCCUUAAUGUCUAGUGGUUCAUUCACUUCUCUCUAUCACAUUUCCCACUAGGAAUUAAAAAUAGGCAGGGUUGGCGUGGCCCCAAAUGAUAGAUUCGUUAUACCUUAUAAAAUUUGGGAAAAAUAAUUAUAUAUAGAAGUUUUAUUUAAAAUGGUAUUCGUGUUUGUUCACAACAUUGAAAUAUAGCUAAGUGAACGUACAAUAACUGAGGUUAUUAUUAAUAUAGUAACGAAAAAUGUAAAUUAAAAUGUCAAAAGAACUAUUAUUAUUACAACAUUAAGUCGUGCGUAAUUUUUUAAUCACAUUUGGACUCUUCGAGCGAUUCUAAUGAUGUUGGGAUGUUGCUUGUUUGCUGUGAAAAUUAGAGACAAAAUUUUUGUCACCAGUACAAUAUGGUGUUAAUUCAUUUAAUCACUACCACUGGUCAGGGUACUGUUGUAUAUUACAAAGUAACUUCAUACAUCUCGCUUUUACAAAAUAGUAUUCUAGUAGAUUAAAUUAAUGUUAGUGAGAAAAGAAACUUUGCUGGUCAAAGUUUAUGUAAAGUAAAUGUUUGUAUAUAGUUAAUUGAACGGUGUGUUAGUGUUUAGAAAAAAAAACGAUUAAAAUGUACGAGUUUCUCACUAUAAUUCUCCCAUUUAAUUAAGAACGUCAGUUUAAUAAAAUCGCUUAAAAUGUUUCUGGAAACUUGAAAAAAUCAUGAUAAUAAAAACUAAAUCACAUGAAUGAGUGAAAUAAGCCAAAAAUUCUAACCGCGAAGAAAGGUCAAAUUCUAGGAAAUUGAUUCGAUAGAUUAUUUCUAAUUUCGUCGUCGUUGUUCGAAAUGUUGUGACCCGUGGCGAUUGAGUGAAUGGUUGUCUCAAAAUAAAAAUUGAUUUAAUACAAAACAUUUUGUGUAUCUUUAUUGGUUAUAAAAUUCAGUAAUCUAAGAAAUUCUCAAAUCAACUAAUACUCAUUUAAAAAUGGACGCCGUGGGGUAAACAAACGCUUUUGUCGUAGUGAUUUAUGAAGUUAUUUGUGGGAUUUUAGAUUCAUUUCCAGUUUUAUUAUAAAAUAGCUUCUUAAAAAGUUGCUACUUUAAGAAAUAUUCAACUCCACCUAAAGCUAUAGUUGAUUGUUUACCCCACGGCCGUCAUUCUGACGUAGAUCAGCUGUUUUCUUAAAUUGCCUUAUCAACAGGGAGGAAAAUAGUGAAAGACAGAACUUUAUUGACAAUCCCUAAAAUUUAAAAAAUUAUUUUUGUUAAAUAUUAAACAUUUCUUGAAAGCUGCAUUCUAAAAUAUGUAUGUAUAUUUUUAUGGUAAAAAACUAUAAUAAGGUGAUUAUUUAUUUUUAUUUUGUUUUGAUUCUUAAACGGAUAUCGUUGAUGUUGUAACAUAUAGUAACAAGUCUGCCUCACGAUUUGUUUGUAUCCCUAUCAGUUAGUGAAUGUUUUAACAGUGUUUCAAUAAAAAUUAUAAAAUAAA